Molecule: messenger RNA, 1283 nt
Organism: Eruca vesicaria subsp. sativa (arugula)
Lineage: Eukaryota; Viridiplantae; Streptophyta; Magnoliopsida; Brassicales; Brassicaceae
Source: the annotation of a GenBank genome assembly
AUGUCUUGUCAGAAUCAAGAACGUAAAAGAAUCUAUCAAGUCUGGCCAGGCAAAAAUAAAUUUUUCUGUGGGGGAAGACUAGUGUUUGGUCCAGACGCAUCUUCACUUAUUUUGACCACAUGUAUGAUAGGAGGACCAGCUAUCACUUUCUGCAUCAGAAUAGCUUUCUUAAUCGGAGAUCACCGCCCUUUAUUCCACUCUCUGAUUUUGAUUCCUGCAAUCCUUCUCACAAUCAUGGACUUCACAUUUCUCUUCUUGACAUCAGCUAGAGACCCUGGUAUCAUCCCAAGGAAUAAAGAAGAAACACCUGAGGCUAUCACACAAUCACUUGAAUUGGUGAGUAAAGGAAACACGAAGUUACCUCGCACAAAAGAUGUAAUGGUGAAUGGCUUCACCGUCAAGGUUAAGUUCUGUGAAACUUGUAAGUUAUACCGUCCUCCUCGCGCGUUUCACUGCUCAACUUGCAACAACUGUGUCCAAAGGUUUGAUCAUCACUGUCCUUGGGUUGGUCAGUGCAUUGCCUUGCGCAACUAUCCGUUCUUCGUAUGUUUCUUAUCAUGUUCAACACUCCUCUGCAUCUACGUGUUUGCCUUCUCAAUGGUCAGCAUGCUUGAAGUCCAUGGCCAAUUCUAUGUCCUCAUAGCUUAUGACUUGAUACUAGGUGUUCUUGCUCUCUACUGCUUUGUUUCCGUUUGGUUUGUUGGUGGACUUACUACGACUUGUGAGAAUUUUCGGAACCAUUAUGAUAAGAAGGAGAAUCCUUACAGAAAAAGUGUCUUAAAGAACUUCAAGGAGCUGUUCUUGUCUAAAAUCCCACCACCUUUGGUUAAUUUUAGAGAUUGGGUGCAAGAAGAUGAAGAAGAAGAUGUGGAGGUGGGUUCUAUUGCCUCAGAGGUGGUCAGAGCCUUUGAGUCACAAGACACGGAAAUGGGCAGUAGAAAAACCAGAUCAUGGUAGCUGCUUUGUGCUUUAACGGAACUGUCAAGAAGUGUAGAUGAAGGCGCUGCAUCUAUUGGCACGGUAUAACAAGGGCCAGGGAGUUUAAAAGGAGAAACUUAAGGGUUGAAUGUGAGAUCAAGAUAAGGCAAGGAACAGAACAAACAUGUGUAAGGACUUUACUUCUGUAAUUUCAAAGCCAUCUAUCUACCUCUGUCUUUACUUGUUAAAAUGACUUCUAAACCUUUUCGCAUGUAGAACAGUAGUUGGAGAUUUAGUGUAUUGUUUAUAGUUGUUUCUUGCGUUGUAAUUCAAAAUGGUGUAUUUCAUUGUUUAGGGUUUUAUAU